AUGUCGGGCCGCGGGCGGCGGGGCCGCAGGCGGCGGGGGCCGGCGGGAGCGGCGGCGGAGCAGGCGGGGCCUGCGGCUGCGCCCGAACCCGAACCCGAGGCGGCCUGCGCCUCCCCGAGGUGGGUGAGCCGGUUCUGCCCGCAGUGCGGGCGCGGCGUGGAGCCCGCCUUCCGCUUCUGCCCGGCCUGCGGCGGGAGGCUGCCCCCGCCGUCGCUGCAGGAGGAGGAGACGGAGCAGACGCCGCCGGCCCCGCCGCGGGCUUCCCCAGCCCGGCCCUCGGCCCCGGCGCGGCCCAGCUGCCGCUCGCCCCGCAAGGCGCGGCCCGGCCCGGCGGCGCCGCUCCCGGCGGAGUCGGUGCUGACCGACCAGGGCGGCAGGCAGUGGAGGCUGGUCCGGCUCCUGGACCAGGGCGGCUGCGGGCUGAUGUACGAAGCGCAGUCAGCAUCUGGAACCUGUCCUCAAAAGCAAAGAUACUCCCUCAAACUUGAUGUCAAAGAUGGCAGGAUCUACAAUGAACAGAAUUUCUUCCAGCGAGCUGCGAAGGCAGGCACAGUGGAGAAGUGGAAGAAGUGGCACUCUGUGCCAUUGCUGGGAAUCCCCAAUUGCGUUGGCUUUGGACUGCAUGCGGAUAGCUACAGAAGUUUUCUCUUACCAAAAGUUGGGGAAAUGUUUGCCCAGGUCAACCUGAAGGAGGGUCUAAUCCAGGUGGAUUGCUUGACGAGUGUCUGUUGCAGGGUUUCCAAAUCAGACUGCCUGGAGUACAUUCAUGAAAACGAGUAUGUGCACGGGAACAUCACAGCUGAGAACAUCUAUUUGAACCCAGCAGACCUCACACAGGUGACCCUAGCAGGCUAUUGCUAUGCAUUCCGUUACUGCCCAGGAGGGAAGCAUGUGGCUCAGCGCGAAGGCAGCAGGACCCCUCAUGAAGGCACGAUAGAGUUUAUCAGUCUGGACAGCCACAAGGGAGCAGGACCAUCUCGCCGGAGUGACUUGGAAUCUCUGGGCUACUGUCUUCUGAAAUGGCUCUCUGGCUUCUUGCCUUGGUCUGAGGAGCUGGACAAAGUAGAAACUGUGGUGGAGAAGAAGGAAAAGUACAAAGGGGAUGUGAAAUGCCUUCUCCGACUGUGCUUCAGGCAGAAGAGACCCAUUCCAGAUGCCCUGCAGAGCUACCUGCAGCAAGUAAUGGCACUAGAGUAUGAGGAGAAGCCUGACUAUGAGGGCCUGCGGCAGCUCUUCAAGAAGCCACUGGAAAAGAUGAAAGCUUCAGCUUAUGACUCUCUGGAUAUCAAAAUGGUGCCCUAAAUCAAGAAAACUUGCACAGGAAAAGAGUUCAAAGCUUUCUGCAGUGUGAGCCUUUCCUGCUGAUAUUUAACUUUUACAUACCUGUUUUAGAACUGAGAGAGUUUUUUAUAAGUGUUUUCUUCCAAUUUUAAUGUGACCUAAUGCUGAAUUUUGAGCUGCUGCUGCAACAAGUUAAUGUGAAGACACUCCUGCAUGGCAAGUCAUUGUAAGCAGUAGCUGGAGAACUGCAACGUAGCCACCAGAAGGGUGAAGCCUGGCACGGAAGUAGUAAAUCAGGGACUUGUUUUUUUAACUACAGUGGCAGUACCUAGUUUUGUAAUAAACUUUGUGGACAAGCA
Harpia harpyja (harpy eagle) is the source of this 1640-nucleotide messenger RNA. It is a transcript of the gene VRK3, whose product is annotated as VRK serine/threonine kinase 3. Gene Ontology annotation, cellular component: cytoplasm; nucleus. Gene Ontology annotation, biological process: signal transduction; peptidyl-serine phosphorylation. Gene Ontology annotation, molecular function: ATP binding; protein serine/threonine kinase activity. The transcript is spliced from 12 exons. The record is from RefSeq and is a predicted model, not a curated record. NCBI's taxonomy places the organism in Eukaryota, Metazoa, Chordata, Aves, Accipitriformes, Accipitridae. The coding region runs from base 1 to 1302 and encodes 433 amino acids.